CAAUCCACAGUUCUAUUUUGUAUCCAAAAACGUCCAUUAGAAGCAUGCUCGACUCCAUACACCACUGUAUUUUGGUUUUCAUUGUCAGUCACUUUGAAGUUAAUCGACCUACUACAACUAGCACGUGUGCAGACUUUCGUAAGGCGUAGGCAGUUACCUAACAAUAUGGCGGAUCAUAUUCAAGCUAAGCUUGUAACUCAGGAUGAGAAAUAUAAGAUUGCAGAUACCAUGUUUGAACUGCCGGGAGAAGUAACUGUUACAGAAUUAACAAAUCUCGUAAAUAAAGUUUUGAAGGAAGGAGUCAAAGAUGCGAUAGAGGAUGAAAAUGAAUAUCAAAAUAUGGAAUUUGAUUUUCUUGUGAAUGGAGAAUUUUUGAGAAUUCCACUUAACCAAUAUAUCGAGAAUAAAGGUAUAUCGACAGAAAAGGUUGUGGAAAUUGAAUACAUUUUGAAACAAGAAAGUCCGAAACCAGAAGAUCAAUUUACACAGGAUGAUUGGAUUAGCAGUGUACAAAGUACAAAAGAAUUCAUUUUGACAGGAUCGUAUGAUUGCACUGUAUCAAUUUGGAAUAUGGAUAGUUCAAAACCUUGUAUAUAUGGUUUCGGUCAUACAGAACCUGUAAAGGCAGUAUCAUGGGUAAAUCGUGUCAAUAAUGAUAAGACUGCUUAUUUGAUAAGCUCAUCCCAGGACCAAAGUGCCAUAUUAUGGCAAUGGGAAAAAGGUGAAGAAACUGUAAAACCUUUAUUUUGCUGCCGGGGUCAUUCUAAAAGUGUUGAUUGCGUGUCAGUUCAUCCUGAAAUGGAAACCUUUGCUACCGGUUCAUGGGACAGUUCAAUAAAAUUAUGGUCGACAUCUCCUGUUCCACAAGAUGACUCAAAUGAGCCAGAAGAUUUUCGGAAAGCAAGAAACAAGAAAAAACGUCAGCGUAUAGAGCAGCGGGGUGUUACAAGAGUUCCGAAAUCGACAUUAGCAGGUCAUCGAGAAGCAGUGUCAUCACUUGUAUGGUUAUCAUCUUCUGAUUUAUGCAGUGUGUCUUGGGAUCAUACAAUCAAUGUUUGGGACAUAAAUGAGGGUAAAGAAAAAUUAAACUUGCGUGGAGCAAAAGUAUUCUUAGCAUGUGACUACUCUUUUCAUAGUAAUCUACUUGCGACCGGAAGUUCGGAUCGGCAUAUCAGAAUUUGGGAUCCACGAGGAAAAGAUGAAAUAUUCUCUAAAGGAUCUUUAAUAAAAUGUAAUCUAACUUCACAUACUGGAUGGAUCACCUGUGUAAAGUGGUCACCCAGUAAUCAAUAUCAACUAGUGUCUGGAUCUCUCGAUUAUACAGUAAAAUUAUGGGAUAUACGAAGUCCGCAAACUCCACUUUUUGAUGUGAAUGCACACCAAGAUAAAGUUAUGUGUUUGGAUUGGAGUAAUGAUGACAUUAUAUUCAGUGGAGGUGCAGAUAAAAAUUUGUACAAGUUUCGAUACAAUUCUGUAUCAUGAAAAUAAAUACAGAUUUUUAAUCUGAGUAUUCUCUUAAUAAUAGGAAUAAGAUUUGAGCCUAUGAAUUCACAUUCUAAGUCUGACUGAAUGUCUGCAAUGUUUUAAACAUCAAUUUCUAUCCUUUGAUGAUUUGGCUCACUUUAGCAAGAGAAUGGAUUCUAAAUAUUAUGAGACGAAAUGUAAUCAAUACCAGCUUCCUAACGCUUAGCACGAUGCGCAACACUGCCGAGUCACUUUCCAUGUGAAACAAAUGUUCACCAAGAAUAGUUCACGCUUAUCAACUUCUCUUUGGAUCAUUGUUCAAAAGAAAUUUACAUCAUAUAUUUAAACCAUCUUCCGAUAAUAUGUGACUUCAAAAAUAUUCUACCUAUUUGUGUCCAUGCCUCCGAAAACAAAUAACUACUGUAACUUAUCCCAUACCCGACAUGAAAUGGUAACCGGACGAGAGGCCGUGGUUCGCCAUAGGGUUAAGCCGGCUUAUCGACUUUCCUCUGCCCUGGGAUAAAUAUGUAAAUCCUAUCCUAACAUCCCAAACCAUGGAAUUACAGAAUUUAAAUAACCUUGGUUGCUAAUUGCUGUAUUGCACAAGUUCCUCUAUAUGGCGGUAAAUUUUAUAGAUGAGACAUGAAUCGAUGUUUGGCAUAAACGAUUAUGAUAGUAUGUUUGUAAAUAAAAUCAGUCAGUCGAAAUUAUUUAACCUAAA
Molecule: messenger RNA, 2185 nt
Organism: Styela clava
Lineage: Eukaryota; Metazoa; Chordata; Ascidiacea; Stolidobranchia; Styelidae
Source: RefSeq, a predicted model, not a curated record